UCAAGUAGACCGACAGCAGUCCAAAUUUGUCUUCGCUCUGCUGCCAGAUCUAUAGUUUUACCUAAAUUUUACACGAUUCCAAUUAUAAGUAAUGGCAGAUGACUCUGAUGAAGAUGAUUUGGUCACAUACGGUACUUCGCUUGAGCCGAUCGACGACGACGCAGCUCGACGCAAACCAGUCCUCCUUGAAGAUCAGGUGGUUACGGACAAGCAAGGACGUCGUAGAUUCCAUGGCGCUUUCACAGGUGGCUUUUCAGCCGGCUACUUCAACUCAGUCGGUUCCAAGAAAGGAUGGGAACCAUCUACCUUCACAUCGUCCAGGGGUCAGAAGUCAGGAGCAUCUAAUCAGAGAGCAGAAGACUUUAUGGAUGAUGAGGACUUGGGUGAUUUUGGAAUUGCUCCACGAAAGAUUGUGACUACGGGUAAGUUCACCAAUGAGGAGACGCGACGGAAACGUCCAGCGCAGGUUGUCGGCCCUAGCGUUAUACCCGGGGAAUCUCCAUUACAAGAUUUGAUUGUUCCAAGCAAUGAUUCCAUGGGGGCUAGGCUCUUGCGUAAGAUGGGAUGGAGACACGGUCAAGGCAUAGGGGCAAAGGUCAGGAGAAGGAAGAAGAAAAGCGCCCUCAUUGGAGCACCAGAAAGUGAUGGCAGUGGUGGAGAGGAAAGCAACUUCUAUCAGGGGUUCCUCUUUGCUCCUGCUGAUGUAGAUGAGAUCGCUAUGAUGCCCAAAGAUGACCACCACGGCAUCGGGUACAGGGGUUUAGACCCGACACUGGCUGGUAUGGGGCGUCAUGUUUCGCUGUUCGAGGAACCUGUGAACAGUCGCGGUGGAAAGCGUGGCAUCUCAGGACAGGCUUUUGGCAUCGGAGCUUUCGAAGCAGCUGAUGAUGAGAUUUAUUCCUCGGGUAAUUUGGCCAACUACGACCGCGUUCUUGGAGGGGAGGAGCCGGGGAAAAGCAAGUAUGGCUGGACAGCGCCCUCUGACAGGCAAAAAGGAAGUCCUGGAGUGCUGGAAAACUUCAAAGCCUCCGGAGAAAGGAGAAGUGCAAAUACGGUGUACCCUCCUCCUGUUCUUCCAAAAGAUUUCCGUCCCUUCCACAUCAUGAAGGCAUCCUCCAAGGAGAACCAACCGCCGACUACAGACUAUCAAAGCCGGUUCAAGCUGAGUGCAACGCAGAGGGGCGCGAUGCUCGGCGAAGAGGAGCUUCCCGGACCAUCGUCUGUGUUUGACUUCCUGUCGCCUGAAGAUCAGCAAAAGUUAAAAAGUAGCGUCCCUACCCAAGUACCCACUCAAGAGGAAGGUAAACCUUCCAGUUUACGGCAAAGAGGGUUUAGCCAGACACCUCCGUCUGCUGCCACUAUUGUCCCUACUGCGAGUAACCCCCAACAUAGCUGGGCAGUAGGAGCUGCCUUCAAACCCUUUGCCAGUAACCCAGCAAAACAAGAGAGGUACGACAAAUUCCUUGCCAAGAAGAGAGAUGGAACAGUUUCGGACAAGGGAGAUGAAGGUCUGACGGAGUGGGAACGACAGAAAGAAACGGAGGAGUUUAACCGAGCUGCUUCUCUCUAUCGUCCACUGAGUGGUCUCAUGGCAACCAGAUUCGUCACCGCCAAGAACGACGACAAUGAUGACAAAGUGGAUGUACAGGCUGAGGAAGGGGGAGAUAAAUCUGAGCAGGCCAAAGCAGCAGAGAUGAAGAUGUUUGGUAAACUGACUCGAGACUCCAUGGAGUGGCAUCCAGACAGCCUCCUCAGUAAACGCUUCAAUAUCCCUCACCCGUACCCAGGCUCCACCACUGUCGGUUUAACUAAGGUGAAGAAAGACAAGUUUUCCAUCUUCAAUUUCCUCACUGUUGCGACGCCAAGUGCAGAACAACCUCCACCCCAAGCAGCCCCUGACAAGAACAAGGAAAGAGUAGGGUCACUCGACAGGGAAAAUCCCCUGGACGAGAAGGGGUCCCGUUGGGAUAAGAGAUCUUCCCUUCUUGCAAAUGUGGGAGUGUCUGAAGGUGGAGAUGUUUCAAUCAACCCAAAGGCCUCGAAAGGUUCAGAGGAGCAGAGUAAGACGCUGUCCACUCUUCAGCCCCUUGACGAUCCAGACAGUGAAAACCGACCUCCAAUGGACUUAUUCAAAGCCAUCUUUGCAAGUUCAAGUGAAGAGGAAGAAAGUAACGAUGAGGAUGAGGAUGAAGAGGAAGGGGUUGCCAAGGAACGGCAAGGUCAAAUGUCAAAUGAUGAAACAAACGGCACAACAUCAAAACCCACUGCAUUGUCAACGGCGAACCAACACCUUGCCCAUGUAAUUUCAACAGCCACAAGCUCCCUUCAUGCUGCCGGGAAAAGACAGCCUGAAGUCUUACACUCCACUGCAAACUCUGGUUCAGAAUCAGACGGGUACUACGGUCCUCAACUUCCCCCUCCCUCGUCCGACCCGACACAAUGGGUCAGUGAUGAGGUCAGAGGUCACCGGGAACCAGCAGGUUUAAAGAAGGACACGAAUGGGGUGCGUGUUAAAGCCAAGACACACCAUAAAGAAAAGCGUAGGAAAAAACAUGACAGGCAGAGUACGGGCAAACACAAACGAAGCAAAGAUAAAAAGCACAAGUCGAAGAAGAAAAAGAAAACCAAAGACACUAAAGUGAGGCACAAAGGUCAUCACAGGUCACCAUCAAGGUCAAAGUCAGGUCAUAAAGGUCAUAGGAGACAGCCAGCAUUAGAGAAAGACUACGAUGCAAGCGGAGACAGCACAAGCAGCAGUGAUUCCAGCUGAUAAAGACUUAAACCAAUGCAGCCACAAAUCUUAUGAGGCAAAACAGUAUGGUACUUGUUUGAUAUAAAAUGAGAAUCGGCACACAUCAAUGCUUAUGGAAACUUGACAAAGAUGGCGGGAGUAUGAAGCCCGGUUCAUACUUCCUGCGAAUGUUGCCGUCACAAAAUUCGCAACGAAUUUCGCAGCAGUUCA
This is a messenger RNA of Asterias rubens (European starfish), 2962 nucleotides long. Its product is annotated as G patch domain-containing protein 1-like. Gene Ontology annotation, cellular component: nucleus. The coding region runs from base 92 to 2770 and encodes 892 amino acids. The transcript has 16 exons. Gene Ontology annotation, molecular function: RNA binding. The record is from RefSeq and is a predicted model, not a curated record. Lineage: Eukaryota; Metazoa; Echinodermata; Asteroidea; Forcipulatida; Asteriidae. Gene Ontology annotation, biological process: mRNA processing.